UCCAACCUUUAUAUAUGCCUGGCCACAUAGCUCCUACAUUCAGCUCCUUCUACACGUUAUUUCUUCCAUCUUCAUCUUCAACAACCACACCGGCUUCCUCCAUGUCUUUGAACAUGGUGCCCAAUUCUUAUGCUUCUACUGACCUGGAAGGCGCCAAGGGAAAUGGAUUUUUGGGAUUGAUGCAAGAGAUGGAAGCUCCUGCAGCCAGUUUAAAUGUCGACAACAUCUCUCAAAACAGAGGGCUUGUUGGGUCUGUAACUAGUGAAGGAAGAUUGGAGAAGAAAAGGGGAGAGAAGAAGACAAGAAAGCCUAAGUAUGCUUUUCAAACAAGGAGCCAGGUUGAUAUACUUGAUGAUGGCUAUAGAUGGAGAAAGUAUGGUCAAAAGGCAGUGAAGAACAACAAAUUCCCCAGAAGCUACUAUCGGUGCACACAUCAAGGAUGUAAUGUGAAAAAGCAAGUUCAAAGAUUAACUAAAGAUGAAGGAAUCGUGGUGACAACCUAUGAAGGAACGCAUUCUCAUCAGAUUGAAAAGUCUACAGAUAACUUUGAGCAUAUCUUGAGGCAGAUGCAAAUCUACUCCUGAAACCCUUGUAACCAAGUCCCUGCAUUAAGUUAGAUAGAAGAAAUUGUAGCAGUAGAUCAAUCGCUUAGACUUGUAUAUUAAGCUAGUGUUUUGGUUAUUAUCUCGGGCUAGAAGAGACAUAAACAAUGAAGAUAGAAAAGAUAAAAUAAAGAAGGAGAUGGAGACAAAAUCUUGUUU
Molecule: messenger RNA, 761 nt
Organism: Populus nigra (black poplar)
Lineage: Eukaryota; Viridiplantae; Streptophyta; Magnoliopsida; Malpighiales; Salicaceae
Product: probable WRKY transcription factor 75
Exons: 2
Coding region: 15-584 (189 amino acids)
Biological process (GO): regulation of DNA-templated transcription
Molecular function (GO): DNA-binding transcription factor activity; sequence-specific DNA binding
Source: RefSeq, a predicted model, not a curated record